Molecule: messenger RNA, 1083 nt
Organism: Arachis ipaensis
Lineage: Eukaryota; Viridiplantae; Streptophyta; Magnoliopsida; Fabales; Fabaceae
Gene: AS2
Product: Lateral organ boundaries (LOB) domain family protein
Source: RefSeq, a predicted model, not a curated record
GUAAUAACAAACAUGGUGAUGGUGCAUCACAGAAAUUAAUGGUGGUCUUUGAAUGAGAGAGAGAAAGAGAAAGAAAAAGAAGAACAAAAACAAACCAAGAAAAAAAAAACAAAAAAAAAGGACAAAGAGAAGAAGUGAAGAAAGAAAGUGAGGAGUGAAGCAUGGCUUCUUCAAAUUCACCAUGCGCAGCAUGCAAAUUUCUUCGAAGAAAAUGCCAACCAGAGUGCGCUUUUGCACCAUACUUCCCACCAGAUCAGCCUCAGAAGUUCGCGAAUGUUCAUAGAAUCUUUGGUGCAAGCAAUGUUACGAAGCUUCUCAACGAUCUACACCCUCACCAGCGCGAAGACGCCGUGAAUUCCCUCGCGUACGAGGCGGAGAUGCGCCUUCGCGACCCGGUCUAUGGUUGCGUCGGCGUCAUCUCCCUCCUCCAGCACCAGCUCCGGCAGCUCCAGGUGGAUCUUUACUGCGCUAAAUCGGAGCUAUCUAGGUACCAAAAUUUGAGUAUCAACACCAACCACGCCUUCGUUGGUAGUGAAUCUGGUGCCGUGGGAUACCAGCAUCAGCAGAACAAUAAUUCUGGUUCUGCUGGUGUUGGAACCCGCGACAACAAUAGUUACUACCAACACCAUCACCAUCACCACCACCAUCAGUUCUUUCCGCAACAACAGAUUGUAAGAAGUUUUGAUGGAGGGAGCAAUUAUGAUGCUAGUCUCUUGGCUAUGAACAUCUCCGCUAGCUUAGGGCAGCUCAAUCAGCUUCCGGCUGGCGGCGGUGACGACCGCCGCACCGUCAACAACCCUUCCUAGGGUUUCAUAUAUGAUAUGAUAUGAUAUUACAUAAUUAAUGAAAUAGGUAAAUUAAAUUUGAAACUACUUUUUUCAUUUUUUACUUUUAGCUGGUGCCUCAAUUUCUCUGCUGUUCUUAGUUAUGAGUUCAUUGCUUUUAAUUGUUCCUCAUUAUCAUCAUUACUGAUAUCCAAAUAGGUACACAUAAUAUUUUGUCUCUGCCAUUGGCUAUGUUGUAUAAAUCGGAGUUACAAAUGUUGGGAUGAGAUUCUUCAAUUUUAUACUUAUAAUUUGUUGU